AUGAUUGUGCAGAAACAGGAUGUUGAACUUUUCGCCAUGACAGUGUGGCUAAUCUGGUCUCAGAGAAACCAGGUCCGGUUGAACCACACGGCCACAGCACUCCACCAAAUCCCUCAACGUGCUAGAGAGUGGCUUAUCGAGUUCACAGCAAGCCAAGCCACACAGACAACACUAACUGACAGGCCAGGACGGACACGCAGAUUCUGGACAGCACCUCCAUCGGACCUGGUGAAGAUCAAUUUUGACAGAGCGGUUUUUAGCGGAGAAAAUAAAUCGGGCAUCAGAGUGGUGAUCAGAGAUAGCUCAGGUUCGGUGUUGGCUUCUUGCUCUAAGAAAAUUCCACAUGCUCUCACGGGUUCAGAGGCUGAAGCAUUAGCAGCAGUCACGGCGUUGUCUUUUGCUACUGAGCUAGGCGUCGAUAAAGCAGUUUUGGAAGGUGACUCAAUGGAGGUUAUCAAAGCACUCACUCAAACAGAGCGCACACUGUCUUCAAUUGGACCUUGGAUAGAUGACUCAAAGGUACUAGCAUCCGAUUUUGUUCAAUUACAAUACUCUCACGUAAGAAGAGAAUGUAAUAGGCUUGCUCACAGUCUGGCUAGAUAUGCAGUAGACAUACCAAACUUCCUUGUGUGGAUGGAGGAUGUUCCACCACAGUUUGUAGUUGUUUUACAGGCUGAUUUAGCCAAUUUAAUUUAA
Quercus robur (English oak) is the source of this 696-nucleotide messenger RNA. RefSeq lists its product as uncharacterized. The transcript has a single exon. The record is from RefSeq and is a predicted model, not a curated record. NCBI's taxonomy places the organism in Eukaryota, Viridiplantae, Streptophyta, Magnoliopsida, Fagales, Fagaceae. Bases 1 to 696 code for a protein of 231 amino acids. Gene Ontology annotation, molecular function: nucleic acid binding; RNA-DNA hybrid ribonuclease activity.